This is a messenger RNA of Desarmillaria tabescens, 681 nucleotides long. RefSeq lists its product as uncharacterized. The transcript is spliced from 3 exons. NCBI's taxonomy places the organism in Eukaryota, Fungi, Basidiomycota, Agaricomycetes, Agaricales, Physalacriaceae. The record is from RefSeq and is a predicted model, not a curated record. Bases 105 to 425 code for a protein of 106 amino acids.
AACGCCAUCCGGAUUAUCAAUCCCUUCAUGGAGGACUGAUUAACUUACUAGAGCGCACGCGCAUCCAAGACGGAUUCGACUUGUUCGGUUAUUCAUGCGGCGGGAUGCUUGAUCUAGAGUUCCUCACGCCUCACUGUUUGGUGUCGACCAACUCCUUCGCGGAUAUGGGGAUGUGGAAUAUGUCAGCUGGGGAGCUCAGCAAGGCCUUCCCGGACGAAUUACAGAAGGGACUUGCUGUUGGCGUGCCGGAUAUGGAAGCGUACGGAAAGGCGCUCGGAGUGUUCCACAAGAACCACGGAUGUCUCGUCGAUCCGUGGCCGGAAGAGCUGGUGUAUUUGAUGAACCAAUCAACGAGGCCAUCUGCGGACAUCUCCGUUGCAGUGAGAUACUGCCCAGGGCAUUGUCGUGGAGCCAAUAUAUCUUAGAUGGUGCAACCUCUCCGCCGUUUCGAACCAGUUUCGCUCUUAUUGGUUGUGAUAUGGCUGGUAUCCAGCUAUUAAGAAAUCAGGAACCGUUCGUUCACGAUUGACCUCGUGUUCUGACUGCCAACUUGCCAGAUGCUUCGAAGUACGAAUUCGGAGGUUGUGGCGUACAUGCGUAGUAUAUGCGUCUUGCCGAUUCAGCUAGUCAUGACGAGUCAUAGGCUGUAUGUUCAACCAACACAACUUAUGUGGCAUCUCU